Messenger RNA from Thunnus maccoyii (southern bluefin tuna), 4353 nucleotides. It is a transcript of the gene ubap1, whose product is annotated as ubiquitin associated protein 1. Gene Ontology annotation, cellular component: ESCRT I complex. NCBI's taxonomy places the organism in Eukaryota, Metazoa, Chordata, Actinopteri, Scombriformes, Scombridae. The record is from RefSeq and is a predicted model, not a curated record. The transcript has 7 exons. The coding region runs from base 187 to 1569 and encodes 460 amino acids. Gene Ontology annotation, molecular function: ubiquitin binding. Gene Ontology annotation, biological process: ubiquitin-dependent protein catabolic process via the multivesicular body sorting pathway.
ACGUCAGACAGGAACCAGUGGGAAGGAGGCUUGACAAAUCAAGAUGGCGUCCCACGUUGAAGCAGGAAAGAGACUUCAGUAUAAAUAAAACUCGUUCGCAGGCUAGUUUAAAAUUGGAGUGUCACCUCGACGAGACGUCGUUUUGGAUUUUGAGAGAAGAAGACGGAGCAGAUACAGAGUCUCUAAAUGGCUGCGAGGAAGUCUGGAUCAGAUACAUACAACAAUGGACCCAUCAGCUACCUUGAUGAUGUUCCCUUCAAGAUCAAUGAAAAGUUCCGCUGCCCAGCCAAAGUGGGACUGCCUGUUGGCUUCUGUCUGCCAGACUGUGGCUCUUUGUUGGUGGACACACAGUAUGACUUCUCUCUGGAGAAGCGUAGUGUGCGCUGGGGGUUUGAACUGGCUGAGGCCAGAGCAGCAGAGGCCAGAGCAGAAGAGGCAGCAGCCAAGCAGGAAGCAGAGAACAGGGAAUGUUUGGCUAAGGCUCAGGACAUUGAUGGUGGUGGAGGGAAGAAACCCCUGUCUGCUGCAGACGACCAGGACCCUCCACCACCGGCGUUGAACCCCGUCCUGGCGGGACUGAGACAUAACGCUAUCCUCACUCCACUGCCGGCACCAAGCCUUGGCCCCAGGAAAACCCAACCUAGCACUCCUCAGCCACACAGCCUCAACCUAGCUGACUUUGAGCGGGAGGAGGACCCCUUUGACAAGCUGGAGCUCAAAACUUUGGACGAUAAGGAGGAGCUCAGGAACAUUCUCCAGAGCCAGCCCCAACCUCAACCUCCUCCUUCUGUAUCCCCACCAGAGGUCUCCCAGCCAGGGUCAGCGUCACGUGGAAACAGCCCGUCUCCUCCCAGCACCAACACCAGCCUAUCAUCCAAACCUGGCUUCGCCCACAAACCCAACGGGUUGGUUUCCUUGCUGGACAUGGACAGAGUUGGGCAUCCUGGGAGAGCAGGGUUUGACACAGAUGAUCGACCCUGUAACAUCCGCUCUCUUAGUUUUCCCAAGCUUUCUGACUCUGACCCAGUGAGGUACAAACCACUCUCUGCACCCAUCCCUGCCGCACGACAGAACCUACCCAAUGGAAGUCCGCCAACUGUACCCAAGACGCAAGUCAUUGUUGCUCCUAAGCCACCCAGCAACACCAAGAGCGGUGCACCAAAACCAGUCAACCUGGGGACAGGAUCUGCUGGUCUGCCGUGUGGCGGUGCCCUGCUCAGCAUGACCCCUAGUGAGCGGCAGUGUGUGGAAACCCUUGUGGGCAUGGGUUAUUCUUAUGAGGGCGUCCUACGGGCCAUGCAGAGACAAGGGCAGAACGUGGAGCAGGUACUGGAUUAUCUGUUUGUCCAUGGACGUCUGUGUGAGCGGGGCUUUGAUGCAAGUGCAGUGGAGGAAUGUUUAGAGAUGUACCAAUGCUCAGAGGAAAAGGCCUUGCAGUUCCUUCAGCUAAUGUCGAGAUUUGGCGAGAUGGGAUUUGAGCGGGAUGCUAUCAAAGAGGUGUUGCUGGUCCACAACAAUGACCAGGACAAGGCUCUGGAGGACCUGAUGGCUCGUGCUGCAGCAAGCUGAGCCAAGCUAACCAGUCAACCAAAGCCCAGCCAAGGGCUUGCCUCCCGCUACCACCCAACACAGCCCCUUUCCUUCUGCCUACCCUAUCACACCAUGCCCUGCCCUUGCCUCGGCUGUGGAAGGGACAGCUGGGAGACACUUAUAUUUCUCUCUGUGCUAAAACGUAUUGUGUCUCAGCACUUCUUAAAGACUAUGUGCCUAGAGUGGAGGGGUCAAAGUGUAACAAUACUUCAUGGUGGUGUUUUUUUUCCCUAAUAAAUCCUGGGGUUAGAUUCCAGGAUUUGGUUCUGCUGGGGUAUUCAAAAAUGUGAGGAAUGACUGAGCUGGGAAAGAAGAGCUGGAAGAAUUGGGCAGCGGCGCUUUUGAUACCAUUUUGAUUUGCUUCCACUUGGAAGUGCUUAUCUCACUGCGGGCCAAGCUGCAGGACCGAAUGGAGAGGAGCUGGUGAUGUGUGUGUGCAUCACAGAAAAACAAGUUUGAACUCCUGAAACUCCUUAACAACUAAGCUGCCAUCUUCCACUGCUCAAUGCAGACCUAGUACAUGGUGGAGGGGACAGGGGCCUUGAAACAUCAGCAAACAUCAGAAGUAUAAAAAGAGAGGAAAAAACAAACAAAGGCACUGUCACCAGACAGAGAACUGACCCUCAAGAAGUGCCCUCUUUGUGCUGGUGCCCUGCACCUGGUUCUGUGCUGUUUAAUGCUUUCAUUCAGUCAUUCAUUCAUUCAUUCAUUCAUUCAUUCAUUCAUUCAUUCAUGUCUUUUUCUGUUCAUUUGGGCACUUUUUCAUGUCAGUGUAAAGAUUUCCAUCUCUUUGCUUUCUGUUUUAGAAAUUGCAUAAUAGCUCCUUUGUCAUUAUAACUCAGAACAUAAGAGAUACUACUGCCCCAGUACGCUCUUCAACCUGCACUGGAAUCACCUGCUAAAGAAGGGGGGAGAGAUGGGGGAAGUCCCCCUGUAGGAAAUAUAUAAGAAAUAUCCUAUACCCCGCUGACACAGACGUGUCACAUACUGCACAGGCGUGCACACACACGUUUCUUAAUUAUCAACUUAUUUAAAAUAGUACACUGACACUUUCAUUUAAAAAUGUAGAGUUUGAUAUGAUAAUGUAAGAUAUGUUAACUUACAAAAGUGACACUUUUAACUGUCAUGGACUUCUGUUUGCAGACUGGAAAAGGGUGAGUGGUUAAAAAAAAAAAAAAGUAAGUGUAUGGUUGUCUUUUUCAGCCACAUCACAGUGCAAUAGAGACAUUUCAUAUUGUGUGACUGUUGACUGGCACUUUGAGCCACAGUAAUUGUUGGGAGAUAAGGAAUGGUCCUCAAGCCUUGCUGGAAAUUUGGAUGGAAAGGUUUGAUUUCAGUGAUUUCUAUCAUUCGUUCUGUCAUUGGACUUCAUGCCACAAAAUCUAAUCAAACAUGACUUUAGGUUGUUGACUUGUCUGUAUGUAUUUUUUUCUCUCACAUGGAAUAAGAAGUGAGUGUUCAUCUUUAUUUUGAGGUUUGUUGGCAUCUCUGCUGUCUUAAAUGAAAAGUAAAAAAAAAAAGGUUUAGUCUCCACAUGUUAAAAGCAUUUUCCAGUUGGGUGAUUUGCUAUUUGUUUAAAAGAUGACCAAGAUCCUUUUAUUUUUAUAGUAUGUGUUGCUGGGUCUCUUGAGUUAAAUGCUAUGUAUGUUUACGAAGCAUGUCUGCUCAGUUGCACCAAAGGGCAAAUAUGGCAGAAACUUCCAUAAUCUUGACCUCUGUAGAAUUGAUGGGGAUCGUAAAAUGCAUGGUAACAGAUAAAGGGCUUAAAGUUAGCGAAAUUUGAGAACUUGUUACUUUCCUUGUGCAGAUCUAAUACUUAAUCCUCUGUUCCACAAAUACAAAGAGAACAUUUCUAAUCACCAGUCUAUUUUAGUUUGACAAAUGUUUUCAUAGUGCAUUUUGUUGCCAAAGCAGAUCAUAUUUUACUUGUUUGAUAGAAAAUAUUAGUCUGCAGAAUAUUAAAUCUGCAGAAUAUACAGUAUCAACUGGACAGUUCAAAUUGGUGGCUUUCUCCUUUUCUUUGUGGUUAGAGAGCAUCCCCAAUACACAUCCUAGUGUUUCCUCAAGUGACACACAUUAUAAAUCUGUCCUUCAGUCCAAUUUUAGCAGUUCUGUUGUGCUAUUAGUACAGUUUGCUUGCACAUUCGCUGUAGGCAUUUAAAAUAUGAGCAAGGUGAGAUGUUUGACCUAGUAUCCACACUUCAGCCAAUAUUUUAAGUCUGAUAUGUGGUUCACAUUAUGAUAGACAAAUGUGUUUUGCUCUAGUUCUGUUUUUUAAUUGCCUUUCUUCUUGAUUUACUGUGAUAAAAAGAGGUAAAAAGUACUCUUACCUUACAGACACAUAAGUGGUAUUAUUGUCUCCAUACAUAACUUGUGCAUGGUUUCCUUUAUCAUGCAUAAAGCAAGCUGAUGUCCACUUACCGCUCCUCCAACAGCCACACAAAUUGGCAUGAAUGCAGUAUAGGUGGUUCUGGACCUUCUCCAUCAAUUCCUCCUCCCAUUUCUGUGAUGAUCUAGUUGUGUGGGGAUUAAAUGCAACUAGCUUAUUUGGGGGAUCAAGUUUAAGGGUUUGUACAUCAGAGCCUCUUCUAAGUCAUCACAUAAUGGAACACAGGGCUCUAAUGAAUCUAAUCUUAAUAGUAUAUUAAACGGUGGGUGAGCUGAGUGUUCUUUCCCAGGCUCUUGAAAUGUGAUUUGCAAAAUGUCCAAUUUCCCCUUGAAUGAUUUGGAAGUUCCACAUGAUUAAAUGUCUACAUCUUUUCA